AUGCUACAGUCGGUCAAGCAAGUAGACGGCCAACGAAUCGGAGACUUAGCAUAUGUCUUUGGCGGUCUGUUGAGACUGCGUUUGAAUUACAACCAACAUCUACAACAAUUCUCCAACCCUGCCGGUAUUGAAGAUGACGAGAUAUGGCUUGAUCCUUAUCUCUUUUCGGAACCGGGUCAAAUUGUCAACCCCCCUCAGGAACCUCAUGGCGCAUCACAACUUUGCCGUGAUUUACCCCAAGACAUCGAUCACCAGGGCCUGGGCGGUACCACAUUUUCACAUUUCAUUCAAUCCAACACCGAACAGGAAUCAUACACUUACUUACUACCAUCUUCCGAUGAGCCUAUGCAAGUGGCCAGUGUCUUGAAUCUGUGCGGUUUUUCUUUUUUGUUCACCGAACCAUUCAUUUCUCAAAGGUCCCGUGAGGAAGCGACACACAAAGAGAACUGCAGUGGUAAAAGGCCGUUCACAUGCAUUUGUGGCCUUGCCACUGAUGAUAUUGUCGAACAUCGCAAGCAUUUAAAGGGCUGUGCGACAGGGAAGCGAGGAAGACCUAAGAAGCAGAACGCUGUUUAA
Molecule: messenger RNA, 576 nt
Organism: Fusarium odoratissimum NRRL 54006
Lineage: Eukaryota; Fungi; Ascomycota; Sordariomycetes; Hypocreales; Nectriaceae
Exons: 3
Coding region: 1-576 (191 amino acids)
Source: RefSeq, a predicted model, not a curated record